Messenger RNA from Microthlaspi erraticum, 1437 nucleotides. The record is from the annotation of a GenBank genome assembly. NCBI's taxonomy places the organism in Eukaryota, Viridiplantae, Streptophyta, Magnoliopsida, Brassicales, Brassicaceae.
AUGAGAAAGUCCGAGAAGAAAAAGGAGAAUCUACCUCCUGGACCACCGACACUUCCUAUAAUUGGGAACUUGCACCAAUUGGGAUCGCAUCCUCAUCGUUCGAUGUUCGAGUUAUCCAAAAAGUAUGGCGGUCUGAUGUCCCUGAAGUUUGGAAGUGUAUCUACUGUUGUGGCAUCAACACCAGAGACGGUAAAGGAUGUCCUGAAAACAUUCGAUAUGGAUUGUUGUUCGCGGCCUUAUUUGACAUAUCCUGCAAGAAUUACGUACAAUCUAAACGAUCUCGUCUUUUCUCCGUACAACAAGUACUGGAGGGAAGUCCGAAAGAUGACGGUUGUUGAACUCUACACGGCGAAAAGGGUACAAUCGUUUCGACAUGUAAGAGAAGAAGAAGUUACCUCCUUUAUCGAUUUCGUCAAGCAAUCUGCUUCACUGGAGAACCCGAUUAACUUCAACCAGAAGACACUGAAGCUGUCGGGAAGUGUGAUAUGUAGGGUUGGGUUUGGGAUGAAUCUUGCAGGGAGUAAACUUGAGAAAACUUAUGACAAAGUCAUCGUGCAAACUUUUGAGGUGUUGGGGAGUUUCGCAGCGGCGGAUUAUUUCCCGGUUAUUGGUAAAUUCAUCGAUAGGAUCACGGGGUUACAUAGAAAAUGUGAGGAGGUUUUUAAGGCAAUCGAUUCUUUUUUCGAUGAAGCUAUAAAGAAUCAUCUACAAGAUGAAAGUAUUAAAGAUGAUAUCAUUGGCUUGCUCCUCAAGAUGGAGAAAGGAGAGAUUGGACUUGGCGAGUAUCAACUUACUCGAAACCACACUAAAGGAAUUCUUCUGAACAUUCUUGCUGCUGGAAUAGACACUUCUGCCCAGACUGUGACAUGGGUGAUGACACAUUUGAUUAAAAACCCUAGAGUUAUGAAGAAACUGCAAGCGGAGGUGAGAGAAGUGAUCCAAAACAAAGACCAUAUCACAGAAGACGAUAUAGAACGACUCCAAUAUCUCAAAAUGGUGAUCAAAGAAGCGUUUAGGAUAACACCGCUUGUGCCACUUCUCGUUCCAAGAGAAGCUUCAAAAGAUGUAAAGAUCGGAGGUUUCGACGUUCCAAAGAAAACAUGGAUCCAUGUCAACAUUUGGGCUGUUCAUAUGAAUCCAAGCAUUUGGAAAGAUCCAGAAUCUUUCUUCCCCGAGAGGUUCAGAGAUAAUGAGGUUGACUAUAAAGGUCUAAACUUUGAUCUGUUGCCAUUUGGUAGCGGAAGGAGAAUGUGCCCUGGUAUGGGUAUGGGUAUGGCUUUGGUACACUUGGCUCUUAUCAAUCUUCUUUACCGUUUCGAUUGGAAGCUUCCAGGAGGAAUGGAAGCAAAAGAUGUUGAGCUUGGAGAAUCAUAUGGACUUGUCUGUCCUAAGAAGGUACCGCUUCAACUUAUUCCAGUCCUUACCCAGUGGACUUGA